AUGUGUAUUAUAUGUAUAGUCUUAUGUGUGUAUAUUAAUUGUGUUUUUUCUAUUUCUAUAGGCCGUAAAACAGUUGGGUCUUAUUCCCUGGUCAACUGGCACAAGGUACUCACUAGUGCCUAUAAACCUUCCGAUACUGUCAAUACCACUGAUUUGGUCGAAAAUACAGCCAGAACAUGGGAUAAUGUCCCAGUGUUUAUGCUAUCUGUAAACAAUAUGAAUAUUAUAAAGCAGGAUGAUAGAGUUUGCUCUUAUUUUAUGGACUUUCGAAAUGCAACGGACGUUUUGGCUGAAUUUCACCUUCAUGGGUUUUUAAACAGUAAAAUCUUCAACAUACAAACGAUAUCACUGAAGGAAUGGUUCCAGUUAGUUGAUCCCAAGCUGAAUAGAAUCAAGGGGUUUUCUAGCCCCUUGUUAAAGCCCUCACCUCACCAGAAUCGUAAAAUAUCAUAUAAACUUAAAAAGAAGGGAAACCAGGAGCCCAUUCCGUUAUACUUCUGUGACUACACCCCUCCCAGUUCUCACUUCAAUACUGAUGUAAACAAAAAAAGUACAAAUAAAGUUAAAGGACCUGGAACAGAUACAAAUAACUCAAAUAAAUGUGAAAAUGGAUUAACCAGGGUGUAUUUCUUCAAUUACAAAGACCUGAUUAGGGAAAUAGGAAAAAUACAAGGGAAACUAGAAAGAGAAAAGGCACUAAAUAGUGUUAAAAUUGUUUCACUCAUGGAUCUGUUGAUGACACAUGAAAAUGAUAGAGGAAAAUUAUUGUUUGUACCUAGUAGUCAUAACAUAAGUUAUAUUAAUAAAAUGAGUAAACACACUACCCCCUGGAUCACACUAUAA
This is a messenger RNA of Theileria orientalis strain Shintoku, 843 nucleotides long. RefSeq lists its product as hypothetical. The record is from RefSeq and is a predicted model, not a curated record. Lineage: Eukaryota; Apicomplexa; Aconoidasida; Piroplasmida; Theileriidae. The coding region runs from base 1 to 843 and encodes 280 amino acids. The transcript has 4 exons.